Molecule: messenger RNA, 690 nt
Organism: Phanerochaete carnosa HHB-10118-sp
Lineage: Eukaryota; Fungi; Basidiomycota; Agaricomycetes; Polyporales; Phanerochaetaceae
Exons: 2
Coding region: 1-690 (229 amino acids)
Source: RefSeq, a predicted model, not a curated record
AUGUCCCCGCAAAGUCUUCGGCGGCCCUGGCCAAGAUAUGAGCUGAACGAGUUUGGGAGUUCUCGUCCACCGGCGGCAAAUGGUCUAGACGACGACGCACAACCUACUGCGACUGAGCUUGAACGCCUUGUCGACGAGGGAUUCCAUGGGAGUCGCAACAAAGAAGAGCGUCCUGGCAUAACCGAUAUCUACAUUGUCUACCCCGACCAUUUCGACCCCCAGUCUCCUGGGAUAUGCAAACCUGGCUUCAGACUUCCAUUCAUCUGCUGGUUCCUCGGCGAGGGAGUGGCAGACGACCAAGCGCAGAUGCGUGCCUUGGACCUCGUGCACAGGUCAGUCUUCCAUGAGCGAUCGGAUUUCCUUGCUUCGUCCACGCCCUGGCCGUACUACCGCGGUACGUGCCGCAAGCAGGGCCUGUUAUUCCGCGUAGGUAGCCUCGACCUGUACGGCCGCAGGAGGCUCGAGUGCAUCGCUGAGCGGCUCCGGCCUAAGCCCGAGUACAUCUGCCCCGACGCUACGAUCUACCUUGAGUGGAUCCGGGAUACACUCUGGAAGGCUGAGAGGGAGAGGCUCUUUGAUUCUAUGGGAGUGGAGAGAGCUCGUGGGCUCGCCCAGCAGGCGGCAAAUAAGCCGGCAGGGAGGCUGGUGAAGAAGUAUCGCGAGGAACAGAGGCUGAGUGACCAAGAGUGA